Messenger RNA from Sabethes cyaneus, 4052 nucleotides. It is a transcript of the gene Fmr1, whose product is annotated as fragile X messenger ribonucleoprotein 1 homolog. The record is from RefSeq and is a predicted model, not a curated record. The transcript is spliced from 14 exons. The coding region runs from base 204 to 2534 and encodes 776 amino acids. NCBI's taxonomy places the organism in Eukaryota, Metazoa, Arthropoda, Insecta, Diptera, Culicidae. Gene Ontology annotation, molecular function: translation regulator activity; protein homodimerization activity; mRNA 3'-UTR binding. Gene Ontology annotation, cellular component: axon; nucleus; neuronal ribonucleoprotein granule. Gene Ontology annotation, biological process: positive regulation of translation; negative regulation of translation; regulation of mRNA stability.
CGGUUUGUACGAUUCAGUGGUAGGUGUUUGUAUGUGUGCUCAGUUUUCGUAAGGAAAAGUUAACUCGUCGUCGUCGUCGUCGUCGUCGAUACUGGCCAUCAAGAGGCGAGCAAAGCGAAAAGACCGAACGCGAGCAGUCAGUCAGCCAGCCACUAGAACCGAAUCAAGUGGGGAGAAGAGAAAGAAAUAUUCACAAAUCCAAAAUGGACGAACUCUUGGUGGAAGUAUGCGGCGAAAACGGAGCCAAUUAUAAGGGAGUUGUUACGGAUGUCUUUGACGAUGGAGUCAUGGUGGCAUUUGAAAAUGACUGGCAGGAGGAAUCGAAGUUUCUGUUCAAUCAAGUUCGUCUACCUCCGACCGAGACUGCGACCACCUUCUGCGAACACAUGGAAGUCGAAGUGUACUCCCGAUCUAACGAAAACGAAGCAUGUGGGUGGUGGCGAGCGGUAAUCAAGAUGAUGAAAGGUGACUUUUUUGUGGUGGAAUAUCUCGGCUGGGACAAUAGCUAUACGGAAAUUGUAUCGGCCGACAGGCUACGGGUGAAGAACACUAAUCCUCCGAUCAACGAUAAGACCUUUUUUCGAUUCGAAAUCGAUGUGCCGGAAGACAUUCGAGAAUAUUCUUUGUUGAAUAGUGCCAAAAUCGACGGCGUACAUCGGGAGUUUCAGAAGGCAAUCGGUGCGGCCGAAUGUCGGUACGUCCCGGAACGAGGCACGCUGUUGGUAAUUUCACGCAGUGAAUCAACCCAGCGGCGAGCAAACAUGAUACAGGAGAUGUGUUUCCGGAAUUUGGGCCAGAAGGUGAUGCUCCUAAAACGAACGGAAGAAGCUGCCAGACAACUAGAAUCGACAAAGCUACACAGUUCGGGCGGAAGUUUUACUAACAAUCAGAGAAUUUCCGCUUUUAUCGGACAAUCAAUGAAUGAGAGAUUUACGGACGAGUUCAAAGUACGGGAGGAUUUGAUGGGACUGGCUAUUGGGGCACACGGGGCCAACAUUCAGACCGCGCGCAAGCUGGACGGAGUGCUGAACAUCGAGUUGGAGGAAAACACAUGCACCUUCAAAAUCUCUGGAGAGACUGAGGAAGCGGUCAAGAAGGCUCGUGCUAUGCUCGAGUACAGCGAAGAGUCGUUGCAGGUCCCCCGGAAUCUCGUCGGCAAGGUGAUCGGCAAGAACGGGCGCAUCAUCCAGGAGAUUGUCGAUAAAAGCGGCGUCGUUCGUGUAAAGAUCGAAGGCGACAACGAGCCGGAACCGAGCAUCCCGCGGGAGGAAGGCCAAGUGCCGUUCGUGUUUGUCGGCACGGUCGAAAGUAUCGCCAAUGCCAAGGUACUGCUCGAGUAUCAUCUAGUGCAUUUGAAGGAAGUCGAACAACUGCGGCAGGAAAAGCUGGAAAUCGAUCAACAGCUACGGGCAAUUCAGGGCGCCACGAUGGGUUCGAUGCAGAACUUUUCGAUGAGUCGCCGAACGGAUCGUGCGUACAGUAGCGAUGUCGAAGGCGGUUCCCGAUCGAACCGGGGCGGUAUGCGUGGCCGCGGUGGUCGCGGUGGACGGGGAGGCAAUAUUCGAUACACAGGUCGGCGAGAUGUCGGUGACGAAGAGUACACCCCACGAGGAAGUGGUGGUGGCGGAGGCGGUGGAGGUGGCGGUGAUCGUGGCGGCGACCAGCGAAAUAACUAUUCUGAAGGUCGAGGCAAUAACCGUCGAGGUUACAGCGAGAAGCGUGGCACCAGUAGCGGCGGGGGCAAACGACCGGACCGGAACAAAUCGCAGGGUCAGGUGGGUGGGCCCUCUUCUUCGUCGGGAUCUGCCGGACAGGGUGGCUCGGGCGGUGGUAGCCAGCAGCAGCACUACCAGCCACAAACACAGCAACAGACAGCUGGACUAGACGAUCCGUGGUCCGAUUUUGUCGAGGACACCAAUCGGGACAGUACUCGUGAGAUGAAUAGUGUUGAUAGAGAUAGUCACUCGUCGAAUGAAGGUACCCACAAUCGAAGUCGCCGAAGAUCGAAGAAUCGGGGACACUCGAACAAAUCUAAUGGAAACGUCCAAUCGAUGAGUGUGAAAUCGGGUAAUGCUACUGCCAAUAGUACACAACAUCAGCAACAACAACCUGGUACCGCAGACCUACAUGACAACAGUAGCAACACGAACGUCGCCGGUAGUACUAAGCAGCAACCGAAUCAUCAGCACAGUGCAGCUAAUGCGAACAACGCUAGCAAUAAUAACAGUAAUAGCACAUCGCAUCAGCAGCAGUUGCAGCAGCAUCAGCCACAGCCAAAGGCUCAGCGGGAUCGAGACAAUGGUCCUCGAAACCGCGGUGGCCGAGGAGGUGGCGGCGGCGGCGGUGGUGGUGGCAAGCAUAAGCAGAAUCAGCAUCAGAGUAUCCAGAAUCAGGCAGCUGCUGGCGGCUCCCUGAACAGUAACAGUACCAAUGCUGAGCAUCAUCACCACCAGCAGCAGCAACCGCAGCAGCAACAACAGCCGCACAAUCCGGUUGGCGGUGGCAAAGAAACGCUCGUUAAUGGCUCCUCAUAGAACCAGCUGGUUAGAGCCCAUCUGCUUCUGGUGGGGGCGUGAACUAAAGAUAUAUAAAACACACCUACUAUAACUACUACUACUAAUAAUAAACACACCCGCAUAUGAAACAAUGAGAAGUUAAAAAAACUUACACAAAAUAGAGGAAAACUUACUCGACUCGACAACAACUAAUUACGAAUAUUUGGCGUAUAUUCAGCAGACAAGCAAAAGCAGCGCAGAGAACAGUUAUACCGACAGUUGAGGUAGAGAACUCUGCCAAGUAAAUGUUUUGUGCUGAAAGUAGCGAACACAAAUCGUCGUCCUCGUCGUUGUCGUCGUCUCGUAGAUGUGAGAGCAACAAUAAGUUAGACACUCACGCAAAAACAAAUGCAUAACCAUUGGUGAAAAUAAGGGAAACAAAAACAAGGCGUCAAUGCUUUGACGACAUAAUCACAAAAGAGAAAGGAACGAAAAAUAAUGUAAACAUAAACAAGCACGUUUAUUGAACUAUAUAGCUUGCAGUAUUUUGAAUAAGAAUCCUUUACACAUAUUUUAUCCAUUUAUUCUUGCUCCCAAUAUUCAUUGCACCUCAUUCGUUUUCCAUCGGUUCGAAAGUAAGUUUCCCAAAUUUUCAGGUAAGCAAAAAAGAAAGUUGGAAAGUUUUCCUAAUUCACUUCGUAACAGUUAAAGGCAGGAGUAGAGCGAAUAGUGAUCAAAAUUAUUUUUUUAUAUAUUAUUUUCUUUUUCCACAAAAAUAUUGGUGUCCGAAGAGGAAAACGUUAGAAAAGACAAAAUUACAAUAGAACACACACGCACGACGAAAUCAAGAAGAUAUCAACUUAUACCCAGAUUCAUAAUUGCAGAAAUGUUCAAGCAUAUUGUUUCCCUUAAGUAGAUCGAGCUAUGUUAGUAGACAAGCGUUAACACACACACAUACAAGUUAGCCGGAGCAAAGAUGAACGGCGGCAUGCCCAUUUAGUCAAAACAAAUCGCAUAAACUGGCUGCAAAUCCACUACUUUUUCAGCUUUUGUUUAAAGUAAAAAACAAAUCAAAUAUGAGAUAUAGUUCUAGUUAGACAAAGGAAAGGAAGCGAAAAACCGACUACGCGCUGGUUAGACUAUUUUCUAUCAAUUUAAGUGCUUGUAAUUUCGUCGUUAUUCUCAUGUCCCUCCCCCCGUUGUUUUUUCUUCGUCUAUUUUUACUUCUAUCCUACUCCUAUCCUGCCUGUGUUCUACACUAUCCUUUCCUUUCUCAGCCUGUUGUUGAGUAGAAAGAAGUAUCGCACCGUGCCGUGCCAGCGUUCACCGCCGCUGCUGCUGUGUGCACAGGUCUAACGAUCGCGAAUAUCAAUCGUGGCAAAGCACCGGAACUGAUCCAACGUUCAUUUCCUGAUCAGAAUGGAAGAUGAAAACAGGAAAGAGGAAAAGAAAAACAAACAAACAAGCUCAUCCCAAGCAUUAUAUUUUUUUAUAAUUUCUAGUUUCUAGUUUUACGCGCUAUUUAGUCUUUUCACUGAUAUUUUUAUUUAUUAUAAU